Messenger RNA from Sinocyclocheilus anshuiensis, 696 nucleotides. RefSeq names its product peroxiredoxin-6-like. The transcript has 5 exons. NCBI's taxonomy places the organism in Eukaryota, Metazoa, Chordata, Actinopteri, Cypriniformes, Cyprinidae. Bases 1 to 639 code for a protein of 212 amino acids. Gene Ontology annotation, biological process: cellular oxidant detoxification; cell redox homeostasis. The record is from RefSeq and is a predicted model, not a curated record. Gene Ontology annotation, cellular component: mitochondrion; cytosol. Gene Ontology annotation, molecular function: peroxiredoxin activity.
AUGCUGUUAGGAGACGUCUUUCCCAACUUCGAAGCCGAUUCCACUUUUGGCCAAAUGAAACUGCAUGAUUUUCUGGGAGAUUCCUGGGGCGUCCUGUUCUCUCAUCCUGGAGACUUCACUCCCGUCUGCACCAUUGAACUCGGCAGGGCGGCUCAGCUCAGUCCCGAGUUCAGCAAGCGUAACGUGAAGCUGAUGGCGCUCUCCGUCGACAGUCUGCAGGAGCAUCACGACUGGAGCAAGGACAUCAUGGCCUACAAUAACACAGAGCCUGGGAGCCAGUUUCCCUUCCCCAUCAUAGCGGAUGAUCGGCGGGAGCUGGUGGAGAAGCUGGGCAUGCUGGACCCGGAGGAGAAGGACCGCAACGGGAUGCCACUCAGCGCCAGAUGCGUGUUUGUGAUCGGCCCGGACAAGAAGUUAAAGCUCUCCAUUCUCUAUCCUGCAACAACAGGACGAAACUUUGAUGAGAUUCUGCGUGUCAUUGACUCGUUACAGUUAACGGCGCACAACCGUGUGGCUACGCCUGUGGACUGGAGGCCUGGAAACAGUGUGAUGGUGCCUCCCAGAAUCCCUGAGACGGAAGCUGCGACACUCUUCCCCGCUGGAAUCUAUACCAAAGACCUGCCGUCUGGGAAGAAAUAACUGCGCUAUACACCACAACCCAACACACAUCAGCAGUGAACUACAGAUGGAUAACUG